This is a messenger RNA of Manduca sexta (tobacco hornworm), 1882 nucleotides long. RefSeq lists its product as uncharacterized. The record is from RefSeq and is a predicted model, not a curated record. The transcript has 2 exons. Lineage: Eukaryota; Metazoa; Arthropoda; Insecta; Lepidoptera; Sphingidae. The annotation marks the transcript as partial.
UCGCGAUGGAAACCAGAGAGAGAAAGGGUUGGCUUCUGUAUUCUCUCCUCGUAUGGACUUUGACCAAUGGAAACCAUUAACUGGGCGCGGCGACCCUUUACGUAACGAUCCUACAUAUGAUUACGAACCACCAGUUUUGGAGCGUGUCCAGUAUUGGGCGGACGACAGUAGAUUGGAGCACGAAAAUUAUCCAGAAAGGAAAUCCGAAGUUUUAGUGCUCGGCGUUUCUUCACGAAAACCUAGUGUUAUAACCCGGCAACCACCACUUCCACCACUGCAUAGACCACAAUCUGUAAAGUAUGAAGAUUAUACAUAUAAAUUAAGCGAACAUUAUCCCAAGACUAUAUUAGUGCCACCACCACCACCACUUCCAGGAUAUCAACCUUCGUUGUACGUUCUCGCGGACGAAAAGUUACCACCUCAUAGUUCAAAUAUAAAGCUAAGUAAUGCGCCAAAAUUGGUAGUGAAAAAUACAACUACAAGUCCAGAAGUUCUAACAACUUCAUAUGCUCUGCAAGAGGCUAAUUUAAUUUAUCAAUCGUCAACAACUAAUCAAAAUUGGAUUCACGACGUAAGUCAAACAAAGUCUCCAUUAAACAGCGCCGUAAGUAGUGAUUAUGCGGGAUGGGGACCGACAACGCCCACGCAUGAUGUCAUAAAUGAUACGCAAAAUUAUAUUGGUAAUGAUUACCGAGACACCACGAAAUCUCACUUAACUUUCCAUAAUCUAAUUGUAUCUGACCCACCAGUGCCUCCUAAAAUAAUAUCCAGCACUCCAUUAUUACCUACAUUCCUUCCAACUGUAUUGCCCUCCACUGAAACAGAAGAAUCAAUGUCCGUAGCGACAAAAGAAGUAUCAUGGCCAAUAGAAGAAACAACCAUUGAAACGGUAACAGAAAAUCAAGAUUAUUACGAACAAACAUCGACUGAAAAAUCAACUACAUUUAUCUAUCAAACAACUUCCGCUCCUAACAAAAACGUUGCAGCAAGACCUUUAGGAAAUAUACUUAAUAUGUUGGGACCUAUGAUGUCUAUGCCUAUGGUCAACGGUCCAGAAAGACUAACUGAUAACCUUUAUGCACAUGCUUCAGAAAAUAAGCACGUUUAUCAGGUAAAACCAGGAAACAAUACUAUCCAAAUUCAAACAAUACAAAAUAUGCAACCACCGCCACUCACUACAUUUACUGAAAGUGGACCACCCCAUAAGGAUUACGAAGUGUCAAACAAUCUACAUUUCAAAAAACCAUCAAUGUUUACUCACGAUCCUUAUAUUCAUAUGCGUUAUACAACGCUAGCGCCAAAUACGAUGUCAACUUCUACUUCGAAUUCUGAAAACAUAAAAUCAACACCAGAUUCGCCGACUUUACCCAUGUAUUUAAUUAUCCAAGGACACUCCAAAGUAAAGACAUAUAGUUCCAAACCGAAGUCAAAUAAUGAUAAUCAUACUAUAAGUAAUGAAAUACCUAAACCUAACGAGACUAACGAAGUGAAACAUUUACACCCCUACAAAAAUAAAAGCACAAAGAAAUCGAGUACAACAAAUAUAAACAGAGUAAGUAAAGCACAGAAUUUAAAAUCACUAGUAGAUAUCGGUCUUGGAUCUAUUGAAAUACAAGAAGCUGAUGUUGGAAUAAAAUACGAUGUAAGUGAUGGUAGCAAUGUUCCCGUAGAAAUAUACAGAAAAGGAAUAGUGGAUAGCGAUGAAAAUAAUUAUUCGUAUUCUAAUCAAAACUUAGAAGAAAAGCGAACGAAAAGGCAAAUAGAUCUCGAGGAUCUUCUUCCUAUUGAUGAAGAAGCUCUAGAAGAUUAUCUCUACAAAUUUUUUGAAGGUAAACAGAAUGAAACAAGCAUUACAGGAUUAAUAGCGCAAGCGGUAACCAGC